CUCGUAGCUUGCAGCUGUUGGGGCUGCGGUCGGCUCGUCCGACCACUGGCCGCGGCUCAUAGGGUCUUGGGCUUUCCGGCAGCGUUGGGCCCGGCAUGCCGUCCACCGAUAGAUUUGAGGCAUUUCUCCUCUCCAUGCACCCAUGGAGGCGGCAGCCUGAAGAUGCCCUUCAAGCAAUGGCCGAGACGUUGAAACUUCCUUCUGGGCAGGUCACGAAAGCAAAGCCAAAGGAAGGUCUGUGGAAAGAAGUCGAUGAAAAGCUGACGAAAGAGUCGCCUGAAGCAGCGCUGGCGUUGGCAGAAGAGGAACUUGCCAAAGCCAAGCAGGCUGGAAACAAGAAGGCGCAAGCAUUAGCGAUGUAUUUGGCCAUCCACGUGAAGGUCUACCAAGAAGAUCGCACCGCAAUCGAAAAGCUUCCCGCAAGCCUCAAGGAGGUCUCCACGCUCUACAAAGAGGCCGGGGAUGUCAUGGAAGAGGAAGAUGUAAUGAAGGACAUCUUGGAGUUUCACCUUGCAAACUCCCAACGGGAUGCAGCAGCAAAAACUGAGGAGGAAAUUCGUGAUCGUGUCCGCUCUAGCAAGAAAGAGGAGGCACCGUGCCUGCUCCGAGUGGCGGCAGUGUUUUAUUCCAUGGGUGCUAUGGAGGGUGCCAGAACGCUGGUUGAAGAGGCUGUGGCUGGAUUCUCCAGCUUGGGUGACCAGGCAGGGCAGGUGAAGUCUCUUCGCUCAUUGGCGGUGCUGUACCUGUCGCAGCAAAAGUUCAAUGACGCCCUCACAGCUUUGGAAAAAGCACUCAUCGGGACCGCAGUGGAGAAGGCCAACAUUUGCUACGCGCAGUCGCAGAUCUAUGCGGCCAUGGGUGGCAGCAAAGGCGUUAGCAGCGCCAUUGAGUCCAUGCAGAAAGCCAGAAGCUUCAUGCAAGAAGGCAAGAACCAGGAUGGCGAGCUUGAAUGCUUGCAGAUCAUCUCCGAGUUGCAGCUGAGCUCACAGAAAGGUGACUCCGCGUUGGCCACUGGACAAGAAGCCCUAGCUGUCACGCAGGCCAGUGGCAACAAAUCCAAGGAGGCGGCUGCUUUGCUACGCUUGGUCUCGGCUUGUUUGUCUUCACAGAACGAAGCUGAAGCUCUGAAGUAUGCGGAGAUGGCUGAGAUGAAGGCAAAGGAAGCUGACGACAUUGAGAAGGAAGCCCAAGCCACCUCCAAUGUGGCAGAGAUCCUGUUGCGCAGGGGUGACAAAGUGGGUGCCAUCAAGAGGUCCAAAGAGCAGCUGGCCAGAUGUGUUGAAAGGAAGCACUCUGCUGGACAAGCAUCAGCCAUGGUGGUCCUGGGCCAAGCUUUGCUGGCUGAAAACCAAGCAAGUGCUGAAGGGAUGCGCUACCUGCAGGCCGCCUUGGGAAUCUACAAGGAGUCUGAUGACUUCGUUGGAUUGUAUUCUGCACACUUUGCGCUGGCCAACGGCUACUUCACCCGUGGCGACCUGGAAGAUGGUCUGUGCCAUGCUCGAGAGGUGUUGAGCUGCUGCCGCCGCAGUGGCGACAAGGUCAACGAGGAGCUUGUGAAGGCAAACAUCGAGCGCGCGCGGCAGAUGACUGCACAGCUGCGGAUGACAACUCCCAAGAGGCCCAGCAUUGAGAAUUCAGGUAUUCUCUUGUCUCCUGCUGGGCCUCAAGCAUGCCAUCUUAGACAUAGUCGUGUUCCCGGCUCUUUGCUGGAUAUUGUGGCCUCCGGCAGAAACUACUGGGGUACGCCAAGGACAGUAGUAGAUGCUGCUUCUGAAGCGGAUGAGAGACCACCUUCUCAAUGUGUGAUCUUUGGAGCUGCUAUGUCCGAGAACUGCACGACGCAGAUGUGCCUGGAGCUGAUGGACCUCAUUGGUGCCAUGGCCAAGGGCGAUAUUCCGAAAGUUCCUGUGAUCGUUCAGACAAGGGGUGUUUAUGGACGUCUUUGCGGUGACAUUACCUAUGGAAGCAUGACUAGUGUCGCUGCAGUCACACUUUGGGGCCUCAUUCGAACAGCUCGUUUGGAGAUGCCAAAGGUCCCAAUCCUGACGUUGGACUUCCAGCCCACCAUGACUGUUGCACAGAUCAGCAGGCAGCUCAAGCCGGCCACGGGUGUUGCAGAGACUGCGUAUUACAACAAGAGUAGAUGGGAGCCGCAGCUGGCCGCGGUGCCAUCCCUGCUCCGACGAGACUUGAAAAAGGACACUCUGAGCGUUGGAGGUGCGAUCCCUCCAGGUGAUGAGAGGAAGGCCAAAGCCGAGGCGGCCACGAAGUUUGCACGAAAGGCCUUCACUUGGACAGGUCCCACCAGCAAGAUGGACUACUGCUGGUACCGGCAAGAGUGGCGAAACGUUGGACCUGCUGAGGGAGAAAUCAUUGCCCGGGAUCCUUUGAUUCCUGUGCGUUCCCUGCGGCAAUACUGAGCGUAGCCCAAGCGGCAAAAAAAUCUGACUUCAGGCGGAGUAUGCAGAGAAGAAAGUGUGGGCUUAGCUGGAUGCUACACUUAGUGGAGCUCCUGGGACAGCCGCAGUGACCAAGUGACCAAGUGACACGACAGUUGAUGCUUCGCCAUGGGGUGAACUGUCCGAGAUGUUUAGCGGCAGGUCGGCUGAAUGUUUCAUUGAUCAGACAACAACAAUGCAGGGUUUCUCGAUGUCGAAAGCGGUGAGGUGCUUUCGAUAUCGACAGAGCUGCUU
This is a messenger RNA of Cladocopium goreaui, 2693 nucleotides long. Lineage: Eukaryota; Dinophyceae; Suessiales; Symbiodiniaceae. The record is from the annotation of a GenBank genome assembly.